UGAUGCCUGGGGUGACCUGCAGCCCCGGUGUGUGUUGUUAUGUAGUACGGUGUAUCAUGAUGUCCUCUCCUUAUUUCGUGCAGAGGUCUGUGGUCACUCGAAGCGGUCACCAAACUAACAGCUGUACAGCUGUGGCAUCUCUCCGCUCCAAACUGACCCACGGACGAAGAAUCGUGGACCCAGUCCAGUCUGUGGCAGUGAAAGAGGAGGAGCAGGAGGCGAACAUCUCUGAUCAAAGACCCUCCUCGGCCCCCUUAGCAGCGGAUGGUUACUCUAAAAUCCUUCCAAAAACAGAAACUGAUGCUUCAUUGCUGUCUUCACACCGCCUCAGGAGGAGACAGCUAAAGGUAGAAUAUGACAAGGAUGAAAAUGAUUCCCAAGUGAAAAAGGAGCACUGGGAGCCUCCUGAAUGGACAAAACAGCUGGGAUUCAUACGGGAGAUGAGGAGUGGUCGUGAUGCACCAGUUGAUCACAUGGGAGCAGAGAAAUGCUAUGAUGCAGAAGCUCCUGCACAUGUGAGACGUUUCCAGGUGUUGGUGUCACUCAUGUUGUCCAGUCAAACCAAGGACCAGGUGACAGCAGCUGCCAUGCAGAGGCUGCGAACCCAUGGAUGUACUGUUGAAAAAAUACUCACUACUGAUGAUGAAACACUGGGAAAACUCAUUUACCCUGUUGGCUUUUGGAGGAAUAAAGUAAAGUACCUGAAGCUGACAUCAGCCAUGCUGCAGAGAGAGUUUGGAGGGGACAUACCAAACAGUGUGGAGGGACUGGUCCAGCUGCCUGGAGUUGGACCUAAGAUGGCCCACCUUGCCAUGGACAUUGCCUGGGACCAGGUGUCAGGCAUAGGUGUGGACACACAUGUGCAUCGGAUCACUAACAGACUGGGUUGGCUCAAGAAACCGACCAAGAAUCCAGAGGAAACUCGCAAGGCCCUGGAGGAGUGGUUACCCAGGGAGCUAUGGAGUGAGAUCAACUGGCUGCUUGUGGGUUUUGGACAGCAGGUCUGUCAACCUGUGAACCCCCUCUGCUCCAUGUGUCUGAACCAGUACAGCUGUCCUUCUGCCCACAAAAACUCUCCUUUAAAGAGACCUAAAGCCGGAUCCCCACGCUUUCCAAGCCCAACCUCCUCCUCUAAAAUAAAAGCUGAACCAGAACAGGAAUCUGCUGUUAAAGUUGAGAAGGAGUCUAUGCCCACACCCAUUCCCCCCACCGUACAGAAGAAACUAAAAAACAAGGUUAAACGCUGAUUUAGUUUCAGUCAAACAAGUUUUUGUCUAAUCUGUGACCAAAUAGUGAACAAGAGGUCAGACUAUGUUCAACACACACUCUAAAAAUAUGAAUGUACGCUACACCUGGAUAUGUUCAGCAUGUUUGCAGUUAUUUCUUUUUUAUUAACACUAAAAUUAUAUUUUUUCAUGUAAUGAGAAAACAUAUUUUUGUACUGUAAAUGCCUCACUUUUUUAAACAAAAUAAAAUAAAAUAAACCUUUCAUACACUGGA
This is a messenger RNA of Sphaeramia orbicularis (orbiculate cardinalfish), 1500 nucleotides long. It is a transcript of the gene nthl1, whose product is annotated as nth-like DNA glycosylase 1. Gene Ontology annotation, cellular component: nucleus. The transcript is spliced from 6 exons. The coding region runs from base 3 to 1247 and encodes 414 amino acids. Lineage: Eukaryota; Metazoa; Chordata; Actinopteri; Kurtiformes; Apogonidae. Gene Ontology annotation, biological process: base-excision repair; base-excision repair, AP site formation; nucleotide-excision repair. The record is from RefSeq and is a predicted model, not a curated record. Gene Ontology annotation, molecular function: oxidized pyrimidine nucleobase lesion DNA N-glycosylase activity; DNA binding; DNA-(apurinic or apyrimidinic site) endonuclease activity.